UUGAAAACAGAACCAAGAACCCUCACAACAUUAUUAUUUCUCCUUUUCAGCUCAUCAGAACCCAUAGAAUCACUUGACAGUUUUGUUUCUGGGGUGGGGAAUAGAUAGGAUGGGGAAUUUGAUGGAGACGUGCACACAGAGGGCAUUACAGGAAGAGGAGGAGAUGAAGGGACAAAAGCAAGAAGGAGGUGCAGGGGAGUUUUUCAAGGAAAAAGGUUUGGAGAAAUCUAUGAGAGUUAAGAUUGUUUUGACAAAGGAGGAACUGGAGUGGCUGCUGUUUCAGCUCCAGAUUAGAGGAGGAGGAAGUGGAGAGUUGCAGGCUUUCUUGGGAGACUUGGAGAUGAGAAGCAGAGAAAAAGGUUUGGGAGGCUCAGGGUGGAAACCUUCACUUGAGAGCAUCACUGAGUGCCCUGAGCUGCCUCACACCAUGGAUAGAUAAUAAUCAUAAUAAUAAUGACUGCUCUGAUCUUGCUUCGGUCCACUUGUCUCGUCUAGCCGGGUGCAUAUAUCAGUACAGUAUGCCAAAACGUCUUUCUUUUUGGUAGGACUAUAAGAUAUAUCAAAGGCUUGAAACUUGAAAGACGAGUUGAGUUUGGUUCUUACUCCUUUGUUUAAUUUCUUCUUUUAUAUAUAUAUUUGGCUUCUUUUUGCUCUGCUCAGGAAGAGGGUUGUUGUAUAUCAAGAUGUAGUAGAUGUGGGCUAAAAUCCAUGUUUGUAAAUGAGUUUAUUAUACAUAUACUUUGAGAUGGUGGAGUUAUAGAUCAGAGGACUAUAUAGUAUAGUAUAGUAGUGUAUUUAGCAUGCAUAACUUUUAUUUGUUUUUUCUUUUGAAUUUGCUGUCCUGGUAUGAUUUUUCAAGCUCCUCAUCUUCCAAUCUUGACUUUUGAUCAAUGUUUCAAUCAUAAUUGAAGACAGCAUAGCAGGCUGGUUCUGGUUUUUGCA
Messenger RNA from Ipomoea triloba (trilobed morning glory), 942 nucleotides. RefSeq lists its product as uncharacterized. Lineage: Eukaryota; Viridiplantae; Streptophyta; Magnoliopsida; Solanales; Convolvulaceae. The transcript has a single exon. Bases 110 to 439 code for a protein of 109 amino acids. The record is from RefSeq and is a predicted model, not a curated record.